This is a messenger RNA of Lates calcarifer (barramundi perch), 2021 nucleotides long. It is a transcript of the gene proza, whose product is annotated as protein Z, vitamin K-dependent plasma glycoprotein a. The coding region runs from base 247 to 1530 and encodes 427 amino acids. Gene Ontology annotation, molecular function: calcium ion binding; serine-type endopeptidase activity. NCBI's taxonomy places the organism in Eukaryota, Metazoa, Chordata, Actinopteri, Centropomidae. The transcript has 9 exons. The record is from RefSeq and is a predicted model, not a curated record. Gene Ontology annotation, biological process: proteolysis; blood coagulation. Gene Ontology annotation, cellular component: extracellular region.
GAGAGAGAGAGAGAGAGAGAGAAAGAGAGGGAGGGUGAGGAGACUGGGCAGGCUUGGAUGUAAUCAUCGGCCGUUAUUUUGGAUCGACAGGCCCGAUCCGUCCAGGAAGCUGCGUAGUGUUUCGGGACCAGGAAAGGGAUCAGGCCGGAUUGGUAUUUUGAUUCUAUUCGGAGCGGUAGGAGUACACAUUGAUCCCUAACGCACUGACAACUUGACUCAGAUCUGGGUCACGCCUUCAGUGUCAUCAUGGGCUCCUCCACCACAUCUGCCGCUCUGUUGUGUCUUCUGGCUGGGGUCGUGGCAGCCAUUCAGACCCCCCAGUCAGUGUUCUUGGAUAAGCAGCAGGCGAGCACGGUGAUCUCCCGUCAGAAGAGGAAUGUCGACGGCAGUAACCCUCUCCGGGCCUCCACCCUGGAGCAGGCUUGCAUGGAGAAGGUGUGCACCUACGAGGAGGCCAGAAAGUUCUUCCAGGACUCGUACCGCACGGAUAUCUUCUGGUCUGUCUACAUUGACGGAGACCAGUGUGUGGGGAACCCCUGCAAGAAUGGAGCCCUGUGCUCAGACAGCGUGGGAGGCUACGACUGCGUCUGCAAGUCAGGUUUCACAGGGGUCCACUGUGAGAAAGACCAGACCCUGUGCGUCUUCGAAAAGGACAAAGGCUGCUCCCAGUUCUGUAAACCAGGCUACACGUCCUACCAGUGUUCUUGCGCCCGUGGAUGGAAGCUCAGUCGGACAGAUAAGGAUAAGUGCGAGCCUGCAGUUCCAUUCCCCUGCGGCAAGGUGAGCAGUCUGAGUCGGUGGAAUGACAGACUGCUCAGCAACAGCCGCAGCAACUUUGAGGGUCUUGCCUGCACUUCUACAGAGUGUCCCUGGCAGGCUCUCCUGAAAACUUCAGUAUCAGCGGGUUUCUGCAGCGGAGUGAUUCUGAAGGAGAAUCUGGUCUUGACUUCAGCUCAGUGCGCCAACAAACACGACAACUUCCAAGUGGUCGUUGGCAAGCGCAACAUCAACAAUGAUGAUGGACAGCAGACGCUCUACGUAAAAUUAGUUCAUGUCCACCCACGCUACGUGGAGGGUCGUCCUGAAAAUGACCUGGCUCUGAUUGAGCUCCGCGACCGCAUCACCUUUAAGAGAGAGGUGACUGCUGCCUGUCUGCCAGAGAGAGACUUUGCCGAGAGCAUCUUGAUGACAGGAGAGCUCCCUGCCAUCAUCACUGGCUGGAAAGAACCCACAGGUACAUCUGCUCUCCAGGGUCAGCUCACCCUUAACCAGCUGGCGUACAAAGGGUUGCCUCAGUGCCUGGAGACUCACCCCAACCUGCUGACCAAUAAAAUGGGCUGCACCGCUCCUCGCACCAAUGCCGAUUGCAGCAUGGGCUCCGGCAGCCCCUUGCUUACCCUGCACAGGGAGGUGUUCUUCCUCACAGGGGUGGUGAGCCAGCCGGCAGGGGCCGAUUGUGGCAACGGCUACAUCUUCCAGAAAGUGUCACGCUACCUCGGUUGGCUACAGCCGCUCAUGGGCUCUCGUUAGAUGGAGUAGUUAGGGAGUACAUGAAGGUUACAGAUUUAAGAUAAUGCAGGUGAGUCUAUACAUAAUAAUAAAAACAGGGAAUCAGCUGAACAUUUCCAUGUGCGCACUUCUAGCUCAUUGUUUCAUUCAUCUUGCCUUUCUGUCUUUUAAUAAUACCCAUCUCCUGAUGGAAAAACUACCAUAACAACACACUGUAUAGUCUCAGCUGCUAUCUCUGUCUGUGCACUUCCCCAUUUAUCCACAAGAUGGCUCUCUGUUAACAUAAACAGAGAAGCACUUACUGUAUGCUAUAUGUGUCUACCAUCCAUAGGGCCAAACAUAGCAGGAAGAGAUUAAAUUAAUUAUUCAGCAUGUGUUUUGUGAUGUGGACAUAACUUUUAAUAACCUUUAAGUGAUGUUAUUUUUAGCGACUACUGUACUGGUUGACAUGCACCUUGUAACAUUUCUGGUAAUCACUGUUCUAUGAAUGUAAUAAACCCCACCACACCUGA